AUGGAGAGAGUUGUGAGGAGAACAAAGAACAUCCGACUUCGCACUCACGUUGUCGACGCUGCAUAUCUCCCCGCUUUGAUAUACGUCUCAGGAAUUUCGACUCAACGCGAGCAAGAUGAGCAGAAAUCAGCCUCAUUCGACGCUCUGUGGGAAGAAUAUUGCUCGAAAUUUUUUGAUCUACGGAAGUGCAAAGGGGAUUGGAACCCUGAGCUCCGUCAACGACCGAAUGUUAAAGACGCGGUUGCUCAUGUGUACUCCAGCUUGAAGAAAUUGAUGAUCAACGGGACGACAGAUGAUGCAGGUAACACUCGUGUACCGGUGACGGUGCUUCUUCUUCUAAAUCUACUGAAAGGAAAAAAGCAUGCAGAGACUCGAAGGAUUCACCCUUGGAAUAAGGAUAUAGGACAAAGUUUCCUGGCAUUUAUCAAUCCGAUUUUUGGAAUGCGUCAACCAUUGUCUCCAUUUUGUUGUUACCUGCUACCUUCCAUGGCGUUGGCCCAGGCUCAAGCAGUUUGA
This is a messenger RNA of Haemonchus placei, 516 nucleotides long. NCBI's taxonomy places the organism in Eukaryota, Metazoa, Nematoda, Chromadorea, Rhabditida, Trichostrongylidae. The record is from the annotation of a GenBank genome assembly.